ACCAAUAGUCGCUUUAAACGUGCUCUAACAAUCACAUGGCCGGCGUAGUUCAAUAAUGUUAGAUAUUUUUUUUCUAACUUUACUCUCUCACUAACCCUGCAUCUGAUACAUCUAUUUAAUUUUUGUUGGUUCCGUUUCCCUUCACUCUGUACUCCAAUUCAUUUGAAACAUGGCUGCAAUAUCAAUACCUUCUCACAUGAAAGCAUGGACGUAUUCAGAGUAUGGGAAAUCAAACCAAGUUCUAAAGUUCAACCAGAGUGUGCCUUUGCCUGAGGUGAAGGAAGAUCAGGUCCUCAUCAAGGUUUCUGCUGCUUCUCUUAACCCCAUUGAUCACAAGAGAAUGGAAGGCCUUUUCAGGAACACUGACUCCCCUUUACCUACUGCUCCGGGGUAUGAUGUUGCUGGAGUUGUGGUUAAAGUGGGAAGUGAAGUGAAGAAAUUUAAGGUUGGAGACGAAGUUUAUGGUGAUAUCAAUGUAAAAGCUUUGGAAUAUCCAAAGGUGAUUGGUUCUUUGGCUGAGUAUACUGCCGCAGAAGAGAGACUAUUGGCUCACAAGCCACAGAGUCUGAGCUUUGCUGAGGCUGCUAGCCUUCCUUUAACACUUGAGACUGCUUAUGAAGGCCUUGAACGAACUGAGUUUUCUGCAGGCAAAUCUAUCCUUGUGCUUGGAGGUGCUGGUGGAGUUGGAACCCAUGUCAUUCAGCUUGCCAAGCAUGUUUAUGGAGCCUCCAAGGUAGCAGCGACAGCUAGCACCAGGAAACUGGAAUUAUUGAGGAAUUUGGGGGCUGACUUGCCCAUUGAUUACACAAAAGAGAAUUUUGAAGACCUGCCUGAAAAGUUUGAUGUGGUGUACGAUACAGUAGGACAAACUGAACAGGCAUUCAAGGCUUUGAAAGAAGGAGGCAAAGUUGUGACAAUAGUACCACCUGGAUUUGCAUCAGCUAUCCUUUUCAUACUCAGCACUGAUGGGGCUAUCUUAGAGAAACUAAACCCUCAUUUUGAGAGUGGGAAGUUGAAGCCAGUACUUGACCCCAAGAGCCCCUUUCCAUUCUCUCAGGCUGUUGAAGCAUUUUCCCAUCUGGAAACAAACAGAGCAACCGGCAAAAUAGUCAUCUAUCCCAUCCCAUGAACAUAACUUGCUCCAUAAUAAUCUGCCUUGCUGUCUUUGAUUUAAGGUUUGUGUUAAAAGAGGGAGGCAUAUUAGUAAAUGUUCUCCGUAGCAUAAAGCUACCCACUUUCUUUUCAAGAGUAUGUGUAGUGUGGAAUUAGUAUAUCUUACAAACGUGGUUGCAGUUGUGACUUUAACUUAGUGUGGUUUGUACUGUUGUUUCGAGUGCAUAGUAUGAUUUGUAGUUUUGGCUAAUGAAAUAAUCACAUGGUUUUUAAUUUUUUGGUCU
This is a messenger RNA of Cajanus cajan (pigeon pea), 1397 nucleotides long. The record is from RefSeq and is a predicted model, not a curated record. Lineage: Eukaryota; Viridiplantae; Streptophyta; Magnoliopsida; Fabales; Fabaceae.